Molecule: messenger RNA, 4668 nt
Organism: Clonostachys solani
Lineage: Eukaryota; Fungi; Ascomycota; Sordariomycetes; Hypocreales; Bionectriaceae
Source: the annotation of a GenBank genome assembly
AUGCCUGAGUCUUUGAAGAUCGAGCUGCGUAUCAUCUGCACGGCAACUCUCGAGAGUGGCUGGUUGGUCGAUAUUGAAAAUGGCAAUGAGAAGAUCCAGUCGGAUGUCAAACUCACAGAUCCAUUGACCCCCGAACAAACCUCGACGUGUAGUUGGUAUCUCGAACAGUACUCUCAGAGCGAUCCCUUUGCAGUGGGAAAGGCUAACGAGGCUGAGUCACUGCUCAAUGCAUAUCCCAAUCAAUUGCUAAGUCAAUUGAAUCUCAGAGACGCUGUCAGCGCAUAUCAUGAUGAGGCAAUCAGGUCUCUGCAUGAAACCCUGCUUUUUAUCAACGUUUAUCAGGACGAAACUGGCAGCGAGCAGAAUGUGAAGCACGACGUCCACCAGCUACUGUGGGAAACACUAGAGGACCCGGCUCUCUGGAGCUACACACACUGGCGUGUAAUUGUGAGCCGAUCGUGGAGAGCAUGUCAGCAAGAAGAUAUUAUCCUGACACAAAAAAUUGAUACAAUGCCACACAGAACAAAUGCGCUGAAUGUGCUUUUGGUGGUGGCAAGAGAUCUCAGCCAGCACCCAUCUGUUUACAAUGAUGUCGAUCCCAACGUUGCUACAUCUACCCUUCUGCAACUGCGUGAUCGGCUUAAGACAGCAUUUCAUGGCAUGGAACUCAAUCUUGAAGUGGUGCGUCCAGGGACUUGGGAUGCCUUCAAGGAUCAUCUAAUGUUGCGUGGGAGAAACUACUUCCAUCUUGUGCAUUUUGAUCUUCACGGCAGCAUUGGUACAAGAGCCAAAAAGCAUACGAAGUAUGGGCUACUGUACUUUGCUCAGAAAGAUGGAGAUGAGACCACUCCAGUCCCCUGCCAGAGAGUAGGAAAGCAACUAGGUGAUUACGGUGUCCCUCUGAUUGUAAUGAACUCAUGUGAAUCGGCAAAUGCAUCACAGGGGUACGACGCCAAUCUCGCAAAGCAAUUUCUAGACAAGGGCGUACAGGGUGUUCUUGGAAUGUCCUUCAAAAUCGUGAGCAGUGCAGCGGCUCUCUUCUUGGAACAUUUUUACACCGCCUUGAUGGUGCAUCGAUGCUCUUUGGCCGAGUCCGCCGCCUUUGGACGAAGAGCACUUCGCAUAAACCCCGCCCGUCCUUCAAGAUAUGGCCUUGAGCGGCGUUUGAAAGAUUAUUUUGUUGCAGUCUCCUAUAGCAAUAGGAAAGACCAUCUUCAUAUUCCAACCAUGCGCCUGUCUGCGACGAGAUCUGCCCUAAGCAUACCACAGCUGUUCGAUGGGAAGCCCGGCGGCAUAGUUGCCAGCGAAGUGCAAGGGCCUAUUGGGCGCGAGUUCGAUAUCUUGCGCCUUGAAAAGUUACUUGUUCAAGGCCGUGUCGUCUAUCUCUAUGGGGUGUAUGGCGUCGGAAAGACUUCCUUGAUUCAGCUCGCAAUACCAGCCUGGAAAAAGACCAAGUUUAUUGAGGCUGUAGUCACAUUCAAUUGCACCACCCCUGAAGAUUUGACUGCUUCCAGCUUUUUGUGCAGCGUGCUACGCCAACUCCUUUCGCAAGUUAACCAUACACACCAGUCGCGAUUUUGGACAAUCCCUUCAGAGAAUUUGGAAUCUUCCGAUGAAGAAAUGAUGGACAAGGCUAUUCUCGAUAUAAUAUCAACCAGUGACGUGUUGAUCGUUAUCAAUGGGUUAAUGCCCUCGUCUGACAUUUUCUCCUUCAGUACCAAUGACAAGGCCGUAGCCCAUAUAGGGGGCAUUAUCUCGUCCUAUAUGUCAAUUGCUAAAGUGAAAGACAGACCAAAAAGAUGCUUUGUUGUAAUUUCUGAACGAAGGAGUAAUCCGAAUCUUAUUGGGCAGCGGGUAAACCAUCUGUUUGGGGAAUAUUGCUAUGAGCUAAAGGGCUUGGACUUUCCAGACGCAAUUGAACUCUCGACCAGGAUUCUGAAGGCCGCUGGGGAGCCAGUUUCUCAAUGGAAAUCCGAGGAUGCUAGUUGGCUCGAUAGCAUUGUCCAGCUGCUCCAAGGAAUUCCUUCUACACUGUUGGAUAUUUUACCACUCCAACAAUCGCUCGGUAUACCAUGGCGGCAUUUCUUCGCCCAUUUACAUGGAGGCAUAUUCAAAUCUCGCUCUCAACUACGCCAAAGCUCAUUAGAAAACUCUGCUCUGGUCGGUGAGCUCAGUCAUAUAUCUAGGUUUUACAAUCCGGCCCAUUCCUUCCUGCUGUUCAUGCUCAGUACUUGCUGGCAUGAGGCCUUGCCUCUUGAACAUGCUCACUGGAUAUUUAAAAAACUUCAAAUUAGCCACCUACAGCGAGAUUUCUAUCAUGGAAAAGACGACCCAGACAGGUUCUGGAUUACAACCUUCUACGCUAUGAUGCAUGAUCGAGGGUAUGUGUAUGCUAAGACCGGUCCCAACGAGCCGGUCAUCAUCCACCCCACGUUCAGUGUAGUUGGCAGGGCAUUCUUUUCGGAUUGCCUCGGUCUGGGGAAUCGAGUGCAGUUUAAAGCUGCAUUUUGCACAGCCUUGACAGAUUGGUUUGGUCGCCAGGACGUGGACGGGAAAGUGGACGCAACCACCUUCCAAUCGCAAACUUAUAACAUUCUCACCGCGGCCAACUAUUCCGCUCAAGAAAUUCCCAUCGAGCAAUGGCCACUCAGUGUACUCACAGCCUUUGGAGAACAGGACUAUGCAGGUUUCCCGCCCAGCCUGCGUCAUCACCUGCUCGAUCGACAGCUCGAAGUGGUGGACGCUGCUUCACGCAAAAUUCCCCUGUUGGACAACAAAGCUGACCACUUGUACUUUUUUGCUAUUAUUCUUUACAUGCAUCUUAUGCAUUCGCCGGACACUUUCAGAGACUGCAAUAAAAUUGCCAAUCUCUCUCAAAAAGGGCUCCUUCUACUCGCAUCAUCUGGAAAUGAUGAUGCGCUAGAUAAGUUCAACUUCAGUUCUGCCUAUUUGCUUUUGACUUCCAUUCUUUCGCUAGAAUUUCUCGGCAAGCACUCGGAAGCCUGCAUCAAGUGGAAAGAGCUGGAAGGAGUACGGCCCAAGUUGGAUUUGCCUCCCCAAGCAAACGGGGUCCUUUUUGCGGAUCUUGCGCCGUUGGAAACCACCAAUCAAAUGGAAUACUUUGAAGCCGCGUUGGCCGCUCUUCAAGAAAUACCCCAAGUACACUUGCGGCUCCUAAUAGCUGGGCUUAGCUUAGCUAGUCUUUCCAUGUCGGGCAAAUAUAAGCCAUUGGUGGAUGCUCUAGACGAGGAAAACAUAAGUCUUGAGAUGUAUUUGGAUGCUAUCUUCUAUGAGAAUGCUCCAUUCGCAGAACUGGGCAUGACCGUUGGAGAUAUCGAGCAUAUUUACGACCUGAUUCAGUUCGAUCCUCGAAGCCUUCCAUCCGUUUCGCUGUCUGACGUCGCAGCUCGAAGUGAUGGGUUGGAAACCCUCGAGUUGACGUAUGACACGGGUGACUGGGAACUUAUUUGUCAGAAACAUGCCCACAUGGUGCAGCAGGCAGCAGAAAAGAAUCAAUUCGAUGAGGCCCUUAUUCACCUCAACGCUCUUCGGAAGACUCUCAACAAAGCCGCAGCCCCCGAAGCUCUACUUUCAGCCGUGGAACGCUGUGAGAGUAGAUUGUCAUGGGCAAACGCCAUAUACGUUUGGCAUAAUACAAUUUUUCCCUCUGAGUAUUUUGAUCGCGGUUAUGGCGUUAUGCGGCCGCACGAGUGGGUGAAGGAGUAUACACCAUCCGCCAAAGGAGUUCGUGCAUCGGGGAAAUUUGCUCUCCUGUGGCCGCAUAAAGACGAAAUAAGUGAGAAAGACGACACAAUGGCAUGGCAUGUUUGGUGGAAGUGGAUACACGAAUCUCAAGGCCAGGACGCAAGCUGGAUUUCCCGAAUCCACCUCGAGGAUGCCCGCUUUGAAGAGGAGAGAAAACUUCUUCAGACUUGCUUUCUAUAUGUCGCACGAAAUGAUCUUGAGCAAGCUCACGGAUCAUUCAAUCAACUUGAAACAGUCUGCAAUGAGGGCAUAUUUAUGCUGGAACCUCCACAAAUGUCACCAUUGCACAUGAUCAGGGACUGCAUCGAGCUUGCGUGGGAACAACACAAAGCUGUGCAAUACGUCGUGUCUACGAUGGCUAAAGAUUUUGAAGCGAAUAGGGUCUUGAUAGAGGACUUAGCAUUGCUCAGACCCAGAUUCUGUUCUUGGAUGACAGACAAAUCGAUUCAAGGGUUCCAUUUCGCACUGGAGAAGUCGAGGCUUAUUCGUUUUCAGGCAGUGUUUUCUGGGAUCAAUCCCGUGUACUCCACAAGGCAGGUUCAGGAGCAAUAUCAACUGUUUGUGCGGCUUCUUGAAAACGGGGAAUUUAGCCGUCUUCAGCCACAUGAUGUGUUGUCAGUCCGACAUCGGGGACUGGAAAAGUUGGUGAAUGAUUCUAUCGAGUCCAGAUUGUGGAGAGAAGGUAUGAAGUACUGCGACGAGUAUUUUGCAGUCUCCGAUUCAUUCUUGCAAGAAAAUCCGAAAGGGCAAGAGGACUGGAUUUUGGGCAGGCAGAAGUGCGAAUGGUCGUUGACAAUUGACUCCUUGACUGAAGCUGAGAACGAGCAAGAUUUCGACAAGUGUCUUGACAAUGCUAUCACGACUGGUGUCUUCCUUGCGCUCAAUGGGUACAUGAAGUUUUAA